GACACGUUUCAUUUUGAAAAUGGGUUUGUCAUUCAAGUCUCCGUGCUUCCAGCUAGCGAGCUUCAUCGCCGUUCUGGGACUCUUCAUCUCGACAGAAGCUCGUAUCGAUAAAUUCAGCGAUUUCAACGGGCAAGGCUACUCCCUACACAUGGCCAACACCGUCUCUUACAAGGUUUACAACGAAAGGCGUACCUGGGAGGAAGCGAGGCGAAAAUGCAUCGACGAUGGAGCUCGUCUGGCCAUAAUUGACACCUACGAAAAAGUUGGGAUCAUUGGGAAACUGAAACCGUUCAACGCCUACGUCUGGAUCGGCGUGUCGCGAUCGGGCCCUAAUCAACCUUGGAUAAUAGCGCAUAACGGUUUGUCGAUGGUCAACAUUCCGUGGGCACCAACGAAACCUUGGGGUUCGUACAACUGCCUCACCGUCCGAGGGUGCAAUCGGGGGUUAAGCAACGAGGAUUGCAACGACCGAAAGGGAUUCGUUUGCGAAAAGGUGGUAUCAGCAGAAGUCCUAAAUCCGUGAUCAGGCUCGCUCAGA
Diprion similis is the source of this 538-nucleotide messenger RNA. RefSeq names its product NKG2-E type II integral membrane protein-like. The coding region runs from base 20 to 523 and encodes 167 amino acids. The record is from RefSeq and is a predicted model, not a curated record. The transcript is spliced from 3 exons. NCBI's taxonomy places the organism in Eukaryota, Metazoa, Arthropoda, Insecta, Hymenoptera, Diprionidae.